AUGCUCAAUGAGCGAUUUCGAGAGUCGGUUGAUAGCGCCAAACUUUGUUGGCUUCCUAAGCGCCAACUCGGGGUCAGUUUUGAGAGUAGUGAAAGCCAAAGGACAACAUACAACAAAUUAAGCGUCAAAAUAGUUUCAACUUUCGAUAAAUGUAGCGGAAUGCUAGCGUUGAUUGAUGUGAUGGUUGACUCCAGGUUUAUUGAAUUGUUCGACUGGCUAUAUACAUUGACUAGCAAGAGCGAGGCUUCAACCCCCGCUCCGCGGAUUAGAUUAGAAAGGCUUCAUAAUACCGGAGUUACUUCUCAGCGUGCGCUUUUCCAAU
Acaulospora colombiana is the source of this 322-nucleotide messenger RNA. The record is from the annotation of a GenBank genome assembly. Lineage: Eukaryota; Fungi; Glomeromycota; Glomeromycetes; Diversisporales; Acaulosporaceae.